Molecule: messenger RNA, 327 nt
Organism: Sporothrix schenckii 1099-18
Lineage: Eukaryota; Fungi; Ascomycota; Sordariomycetes; Ophiostomatales; Ophiostomataceae
Exons: 1
Coding region: 1-327 (108 amino acids)
Source: RefSeq, a predicted model, not a curated record
AUGGCGGCUAUUCAGGCGAGGGUUGCGGCAAGAAGCGAGAUACAGAGACGACGGCUGGCUGUAGGAGCAGGAGAUGAGAGGAGACGAGAGGGUCGGCGGGAAAGGCUGCAGGACGAGACACAGGGCGUGUUGAAUAACGAAAUCCUCCGAUGGCUGGUCCCCAGUUGCUUGGCUCUGGUGAGACGAAACGAACAAGACCAGACGCUGCCGUUGAAAUGGCUUCGCUUUCCCGAUCCAGGUGCAAUCCGUGGAGUACAGGCAGAUGCUGAUAUGAAUGUCUUGGUGGUGAAUGCCGCGCGGUUGGGAGUUGUGCGAGUUGUCUCAUGA